CGGGGAAGAGACAGCUCGGCUCUUCAAUUGAACGUCUCCGAGCAAAGGAAUUAAAACUCCUUUUGUCUUCUUUUUAGCAAAAAAUACAAAAAAAAAAAAAAACCUCCUCCACCGUUCCAUAAAAAAAAAAAAAAUCAUCCUUUCAGACCGCUUUCACAUUGGUUCCCGAUCCACGAAAUCGCGCGCGGAAGAUGAUGAAGCUGUGAUCGGAUCUCAAAUUCCGAUUCAGAAAAGAAGAAAAAACCUGCAAGUGAACCCGUUUCAUUUCUGUCCCGAUGGAGUUUCUCAUGAAGGAGGAGCUUGAUCUCGCAGUUUCGAGUUGAAAUGCAGCCGAAUCCGUUCCCAUUCGGCAGUGUGCUUGGGAAUCCCUUUCUUUUCAAUGGAGAAUUAAGCGAGCUCGGCGGCGCUGGUAUUGGAUUCGGGAGCUCUAGGGUUUUCUUCUUACUCCCUUUUCUCUUGUCCCAAGGAGGUGGAAUGGAUUUAUCAAAGGUCGGGGAGAAGCUACUGAGUUCCGUACGGUCUGCUAGAUCGCUUGGUUUGCUGCCUACCGUCUCCGACAAACCUGAGGUUCCUGCUAGGGCUGCAGCAGCGGCAGCUGUUGCUCGUGCAAUUUCAGGGUUGCCUCCUCAUCAGCGGUAUACUCUUCCUUCAAGUUCCGAAGACUUGUGCUUUAUAUAUGGAAGCAGACCACAAGAUCAAGUGGUGGAGGAGCUAGAAGAAGAUUUCUACGAGGAGAGCUUCGAUCCAAUUCGACAUACACUGAAGAUGAUUCCUUCUGAGGAAAUUGAAGUGACAUUUUUUGAAAAACAGGCUGCUCUUAGAUUGGCACAACUGGAUAGGGUAGCUGAGCAUUUAUCCCAUCAUGUCAUGGAACAUCAUGAAGUAAUGGUGAAGGGAAUGAAUUUGGUCCGAGAGUUAGAGAAAGACAUAAAGAUUGCAAAUAUUAUCUGCAUGAAUGGGAGAAGGAAUCUCACAUCGUCCAUGACCGAGGUUUCAAGGGAUCUUGUCGUAAAUACAAAUUCCAAGAAGAAACAAGCUCUUUUGGACAUGCUUCCAAUAUUAAAUGAACUUCGUCAUGCUGUGGACAUGCAAUCAGCACUUGAAUCCCUUGUUGAAGAAGGAAAUUACUGCAAGGCAUUCCAAGUCCUAUCUGAGUAUUUGCAGCUUUUAGAUAGUUUAUCCGAACUUUCAGCCGCACAAGAGAUGAGCCGAGCAGUUGAGGUUUGGUUGGGUAGAACCCUUCAGAAGCUAGAUGCACUUUUGUUAGGAGUGUGCCAGGACUUCAAGGAGGAGAGCUAUAUAAUUGUAGUUGAUGCAUAUGCAUUAAUUGGAGAUGUCUCUGGUCUUGCUGAGAAAGUUCAAAGUUUCUUCAUGCAAGAAGUUCUCUCAGAAACCCAUAUGGUAUUGAAGAAUAUUGUGCUAGAGGAUCAGCCAGUUCAAAAGCAGAAUAGUAGACUUACCUACAGUGAUCUAUGCCUUCAGAUACCGGAGUCCAAGUUUAGACAGUGUCUAUUGAGAACACUUGCUUCCUUAUUUAGGCUGAUGUGCUCGUAUCAUGAAAUCAUGAGCUUUCAGAUGGACAACAAGAGGUCUUUGACUUUACGUGGAGUCUGUAGAUUGAACAGUUUGGAUGAUCAUUACUCCGCUCUGAGAUUGCAGAAUCUAGGAUACCAAACAUCGCUGAUGAAAGACCAGGAAUGUGAUCAGUCCUGGCAUGGCAGAGAGGUCCAAAGAACACAUGAUCCCCAAGUAAAUAAUGGGUCUUCUAAUUCUGUAAAGAGACUCCCUGAUUCAUCAUCAUCUGAGGAGUCUACUUCUGGGUCUUUGACUUGUGCAGCAGGAUCUAAAGAUUCUGUAGCUUCUGAUUCUAAGAUUUUUCAUGAGGCCAGGAAUGAUAGUAGUGAAGCAUCAAGCAGUGGAUCCCCUUGGUACCAGCUGCGGAAAGAUGCUACGGCAUAUGUUUCACAAACCCUUCAAAGAGGAAGGAAGAAUCUUUGGCAGCUCACAACGAGUCGAGUAUUGGUGUUGCUUUCCUCUGGUGCAGUUGGUUCAAUGAGCAUUCACCAGUUUUUAAAAAAUUACGAAGACCUAAAUAUGUUCAUCUUGGCGGGGGAAGCAUUUAGUGGAGCUGAAGCAGUUGAGUUCAGACAGAAGUUGAAGGGUGUCUGUGAAAACUAUUUUACUGCCUUCCACCGACAGAAUAUUCAUGCACUGAAAAUGGUUUUAGAGAAGGAAACUUGGCAGAAAAUGCCUCCUGAAACAGCACAAGUAGUUAGUUUUGCCGGGUUAGUUGGCGAUGGCGCACCAGUCAUCAGUCAGUCUGAGAGUAGGUCUGCUGGUUCUCGGUUGCACCAUUCUGCUAAAUCAAUGAACUCUGUUGAUGCCAAUUCGAGGAAGAGUGGGUUUACUAGUUGGCUUAAAGGUGGGAACCCAUUUGCAUUAAAAGUAAUGCACAUUGCCAGAGACGGUCAGGAUUCUCCCCAUGUCAGUAGUGCCACCGGGGAAUUUGGAGGGCAUGUUAAUAAUCAUCUAAAUGGAACACCUGUUUCUGAAGAUGAAAAUGAAGAUCUACUUGCAGACUUUAUCGAUGAAGAUAGUCAGCUACCUAGUCGAAAACCAGGUCUUCCUAGAAACACCUCAUUACAUUGGAAAAAUGAUGAUGUAACAGCACAGACUGGUUCAUCCCUUUGCCUGUUAAGGUCAAUGGAUAAAUAUGCAAGGCUCAUGCAGAAACUAGAAAUAGUUAAUGUUGAAUUUUUUAAGGGAAUUUGUCAGCUGUUUGAGGUUUUUUACUACUUCGUUUUUGACAUAUUUGGUGGGAAAAACUCUGCCUCAACUGGAAAAUAUGCGCUUGACACUUCCAACCAUCGGCUGAAGACUGCCUUGUUGAAGAUAUCCCAAGAUUGUGACCAGUGGAUAAAGCCUCAGUCAAUACAGUCAGCAUCUUCAUUGCCUACUUCUGUUACAUAUAUCCAUUCAGAUAUUGUACCUAGCAGUCCUCCAAAUCACUCUCCUGCUUCUUUUAGUCUCAAGGAAAGAUGUACUGGUGCUGAUACAGCGUCAGUUGUUACUCGAAUAUUGCAUAGAUCUAAAGGUCAUCUUCAAUCCAUGCUUCUUCAAAAGAAUCCAACUUUAGUCGAGGAUUUCUAUGCAAAUCUGGUGGAUUCUGUACCAGCUCUUACAGAGCACAUACAUAGGACAACUGCAAGACUGCUGCUCCACAUAGAUGGGUAUGUCGAUCGGAUUGCUAAUGCGAAGUGGGAAGUCAAAGAGCUGGGUCUUGAGCACAAUGGGUACGUUGAUCUGUUGCUGGGAGAAUUUAAGCACUAUAAAACACGGCUUGCUCAUGGAGGAAUUCACAAAGAGGUUCAAGACCUGCUGUUGGAAUACGGUGUUGAAAUCGUAGCUGAAACUCUCAUCGAAGGGCUGUCUAGGGUCAAGAAAUGUACCGAUGAAGGACGCGCUCUCAUGUCAUUGGAUCUUCAGGUUUUGAUUAAUGGUCUACACCAUUUUGUACAAGGCAAUGUGAAACCAAAGUUGCAGGCUGUAGAAACUUUCAUAAAGGCUUACUACCUUCCAGAAACCGAAUACGUCCAUUGGGCUCGUGCUCAUCCGGAGUACACCAAGACUCAGGUAGUUGGACUGGUGAACCUUGUGGCGGCAAUGAAAGGCUGGAAGAGGAAAACCAGGCUGGAAACAGUAGAAAAGAUCGAAUCAGGCUGAGUGCUCGCUCAACUUCGGUACAGCCCUUGUUCUUCUUGAAUUUUUUUGCUAGUUUCUUGAGUGAGGUGUAUAAUGUCUCCCGGAUUCUGCAUUGCCCUUUUUUUUACACCAUGCUGGUAGGGUUUGUAUAUCUUGUAAUAUAGCUGGGGAUUGAUUCCCAGUUUAUGAGGUGAGAGAUCAUCGGUUGUAUUAUUAUUUCUAGCAUCCACUCCAUAUAUGAGAUGGUCCAUUCAUUCCCAAAGAAAGAAUAUAUAACAAAUAAAUGUGUUCAAUAUAUACGACGGUGGCAUAGUACACCUACUGAGUGCAGAGCACUGCUAAUUCAAGAGUUGUUCAUCGUUUUAGUAGCACUUCAUUUUGUGCUAGUUAUUAGUCCAUCUGCAGGCUGGGGGAAAGAUGUUUGACAAUCCGCCACAGCCGUCAAUGAUUCCCCAAACUUCAGCUUUUCUGGCCAGGAUAUAAGCACGAAAGUAUCGAAUUCGGUCAUCUCAUUGAACUAGCUAGGUC
Molecule: messenger RNA, 4230 nt
Organism: Linum tenue
Lineage: Eukaryota; Viridiplantae; Streptophyta; Magnoliopsida; Malpighiales; Linaceae
Source: the annotation of a GenBank genome assembly